CUGGAACAUUGCUCCAAACAUCCAGGUCCUCCAAGUAGGUCAUGGCGCUUUUCGGAUCACUACGUCCUUGAUGACAGAUGCGGUGAAUCACUCCUCCAUACGGCCUUUGUCCGUUUUGUCGGCCUUCAGGCGACCUGUUCUAAGGGCUCCUGCGCCGGCCGCUUCACCAGUUCAAGGACGUCUUCCAGGUGGAGUAGAAGAGGAAGAGGUGCCGCCUCUUGCGAGGGCGUUGGCGGCGCCAUGUGUUCCGCGGCCACGUCCCAUGGUGCCGAAGCUUUCCCUCCGUGGCGUUUUCAAAGAGAAGGAAAAGGCGGGAGAGUACAAACUGAAGAUGGAUUACAAGUGUGAUGACCCUUGCGAUGACUCCGAUCUUGACACCUUGGACGACGCGGAGGCCCCAGAGAUCUCGGACCUGCAACUGGACGAGGCCAUCGAAGUACUGUUGGACAGCAGAUAUCGCAUCGUUGAUGGUGAGCAGGCGAACCCCCGCGCCGAAAACGAGAGUUUCUGGGUUCGGCUCUUUGGAGGCUGCCUGGCUGAAGAG
This is a messenger RNA of Cladocopium goreaui, 544 nucleotides long. NCBI's taxonomy places the organism in Eukaryota, Dinophyceae, Suessiales, Symbiodiniaceae. The record is from the annotation of a GenBank genome assembly.